Messenger RNA from Xenia sp. Carnegie-2017, 397 nucleotides. RefSeq lists its product as uncharacterized. The record is from RefSeq and is a predicted model, not a curated record. The transcript has 4 exons. Bases 22 to 351 code for a protein of 109 amino acids. Lineage: Eukaryota; Metazoa; Cnidaria; Anthozoa; Malacalcyonacea; Xeniidae.
AAUGCAAACAAAAGAUCAAUUAUGCAUAAUUCAUUUGUAUUUGUUCAUCGAUAUCCCCACCUAUUGCUUGAUGGCUACGGUUGGAUAUUGUGCUGCUCAUGUGAUGCAAAUAGAAAGCAAUUUGUUGAAGCCCUACCUAAUAAUAUACAAUUAGAUCCUCAAAAAGAUAUACCAUAUCCCAGUUGCAUACACGUAUUAGCAAUGGAAAAAUAUCUGGUUGUGUAUGAUAGAAAGUUUGGUAUUGAAGCCAAAGAUUUUAUUGAAAAAAAAUCCACAUCCAUGAUGCAGUCUAUUUUCAGUGAUCAUUCCUACCAUGAGAUGCAACCUGAAGAAGUAUAUUUUGUUAUGUGAAAAUAACUUUUUUGUACAAAUACACGUAUAGUUUCUCAACCUUCUA